This is a messenger RNA of Carassius carassius (crucian carp), 6788 nucleotides long. RefSeq names its product delphilin-like. Gene Ontology annotation, molecular function: protein binding. The coding region runs from base 1510 to 5649 and encodes 1379 amino acids. The transcript has 23 exons. Lineage: Eukaryota; Metazoa; Chordata; Actinopteri; Cypriniformes; Cyprinidae. The record is from RefSeq and is a predicted model, not a curated record.
GUCACUAAAUAAUUCAUUUAUCCCUUUAUAGCUUGUCUUUGCUUCAGUUCUUUACAUAAUACGUCUAUUACGUUUUACUGCUAGUGAUACUGUUUCCCUAUUCAGUUUGUAACCUUGAAAGUGACACAACUGUCAUGUAUUUACACUGUGGUGAGUUCAUUUUUAUUAUCUGCCUGAGCCAGUACCCCCCCCCCCCCCCCACCCGCCAAAAAAACUGCUUUGGAGGCACCUGAGUUGCAUGUCAGCUCACUCAGUAAAUCAAUCCUUCAUUCUGAAUUCCCCCCGGAUGCAUGACAGCAUGUGUCCUGCCAUGUGGCACGAGAGAUCCCGAGAUGCAGCAUUUAAUCUGUCUAAUCCAGAGCAAGAGCUUUAAUAGCACUGCUCCUGUUCAAAGAUGUGUGACUGUGCUCUUUAGUGCAUUCAGACGUUCUAAUUAUCCACCAUCGGCCUGACGGAUCCCCAAGCUGAUACUGGGCUACUUUGUGUCCCUUGGAGAGACAGCUAGAAGAGAGAGUAUGGGAAGGAGGUAUUUAUAGAGAAAUGGGGCCUCACUUUACCCUUUUUGGAGAGCGAAUCAUUAAGGAUCUGUGCUAGGUGUCCCAGUUUCUUGAUUUGAGCUCUGCAGGCAGGACUAGCAAGACUUGCCAGAGAUGCAGAGUCAACCCGUCGACAACAUCACUCCGGCACUCGAUGCAGUGUCACCCUUUUUUUAAGUGGUAGUGCUCUGUAUGCCACAUGACGAUGGGUGGCAUUCGAAAGGCGUUUCCCCUGAAGUAUGGUGCGGUGCAGUAAGAGGAUCUUGUACAACUUGGAGGACGUGGAACAGCCGUUUUGCUCUCCGAAUUUUUGAUACCUGUUGAAUUACGACAAAAUGAAGAAAUUCCUUCAGAAUAAGAAAGGGAGAUGCUCCUUACGGCAGAACAAGCCGGGUCCUCGAUAUCCGCCCAAAGAUUUUUGUAAGUGAUUAGUGUUCAAGAAUUUUGUGUUUGAAGGAUAAUAAUGAUGUUUAGGUGUGCAUGGAGGCUAAUGUUUUAAUGAAUGACCUUCUAUCAUGGACCAGCCCACAAACAAUAUUUUACCAGUCAUUUAAUUGGGAAUGUUGAUGCGUGAACGUUUCUUAGUGUUCUGGUUUCACUAGUAAGUACAUGCUAUGUUACAUGACUCUCAUGUUGCUGAUGCUGUUUUCAGAAACAUCUAAACUCUGAUAUCAGAGGAUUUGGGAGCCUCUGUUCCUUUUUCAAUGAGGUCAAUGUUACUGGGAGGUCUAAUGUGUCAGCCGAGACUCUGUAUUUAGUGAAGGUUAUAUAUUGCUCUCUUUAUGCAAGACUGCAUUGCUUUGUCUUGUCAGCAUAUGCAGAAAUUGACACAGCUUGACAUAUUUCAGCAUUUAGGUGUAUAUAUUGUAGGUGCUUGACAUAUUUUAGUGUCUGUUCAAGCAUGUGUCCGCAGUGAUUCCCAGCAAAUUUCCAUUUUCUCUGGAGACUUGGUCAUUUUGCUGUGUUCCUCACCAUGCCAACGUCCAACCAGGGCUGGCCAGAGGAGUUUGGCUUUCAGAUAGGGGGGAAUGGGCCCAGCUACAUCCUGACUGUGGAGGAUGGAAGCAGUGCUCAUCUGUCUGGACUGCAACCUGGAGACCAGGUCUUGGAGAUUGAGGGGCAGAAUGUUUCCAGUCUUAGUGCUCAAGAGGUCAUUGCCCUUGCCCAAUCACAACGAAACAUCCCGCCCAGUAUUGGAGUAGUUUCACGCAUCCAGCAGAUGGAUAUCAUUCCAGGCCCCGAUGGUCGCUUUGGUUUCAGUAUCGUGGGAGACUGCCCACUGCUGGUGGAGGAUUGCUCCACCUGCUCCCCAGCGGGUCGUAGUGGUCUCAGAGCCGGAGAUUAUGUCAUGGAGGUGAAUGGGAUUCCAGUGAAGCACCAUGAGAUGGCAGCCGCUUUGAUAAAGGCCUCUCAGGGCCGCACGCUGCGUCUUGGGGUGCUGUGCAUGGGCAGUCGUCAGAAACGCAGCAGCGGGAGUCUAGAGGACUCUCAGAAAGACAUGGAUGGUGUGCGUCAAGACCGCAAACACAAGGCGGUGGAGUUCAAUAGGAAGGUUGAGGAGAUUUUGAGGAAUGAACCAGAGGUGAAAGAGAAACUGUUUGCUGUACUGAAACAGUUUGCUGCAGAGAGGAAGGUGGACUGGCUUGCUUCUGCUCUUCCUGACAUCUUGACAACUGAAGAGCAGCAACAGCUCAUCUCAAACAUCAGGAUCUUCAUUCCCAAGAAGCAUCGGCAGCGCUUUGACGAGGCCGUUUCUCAGAGUCUCCUCAACCGCAUGUGCCGUAGCAAGAGCCUGGGUGAGCCCCGAAACAGGCUGCGUCGAAGCCGAAGUCAAGACCACCACGAGCGUCCUCAAGGCUCGAAGCGGGCCAGUUCUGUGCCCAGAGAUACAGGGGAUGACGCGGCUCAACCUGAGCGUGCCCUUAGGAAGAGCACCACCAUGAUUCCCAGCCACUAUGUCACUGGAGCCAACCAGAGAACCAUCCGUGUGUACAGAGGUAAGAAGAGUUUUGGGUUUACUCUGAGAGGUCAUGCUCCAGUGUGGAUCGACUCAGUAAUGCCAGGCAGCCCAGCCGAAGCAUGUGGACUUAAACCAGGAGACCGCAUAUUGUUCCUCAAUGGCCUAGACAUGAGGAACUGCUCCCAUGAGAAGAUGGUGUCUAUGCUGCAGGGCAGUGGUGCCAUGCCCUCUCUAGUCGUGGAAGAGGGCCCUGUAGACUAUCCGCUCUCAGAUUCAGAGCCAGAGGAGACCCCCACCCUGCCCCGCUCACGUUCCCCGGCCCUCAGCUCCCUGCAGUGGGUAGCUGAGAUCCUUCCUCCCAGCAUCCGUGUGCACGGCCGUACCUUCAGCCAGCAACUUGAACACCUCCUUACCCUACAAGAAAGAUAUACUAUUUGCAAAGCUCUGGAGAUCUUCUUCCAAAACAGGAAUGUGGACACACUGAUCGUAGAUGUGUUUCCAGUGCUGGACACUCCAGCCAAGCACCUGAUUUGGCAGUUCAUUUACCAGCUGCUGACCUACGAGGAACAGGAACACUGCAAGAGCAAGAUCGCCCGCUUCCUGGGCUUCAAGAGCGCAGAACCAGAGAUAGGUCCAGAGACCCACAGAAGGAGCAGCUCUAUGCGAGUGUCGGGUACCUCUCACAAAAACACUGUGAGAGAGAGAAGCUCAGACGACUGUAUCAUCGGCACUCACCUGGGAAUGGGAACAUUCACUGACCCUGUGACUCCAGAGGAAAGACAGUGUGGGGAUGGGACUUCCUUCCCAGAAUCCCCAGAUCUCAGCCACAUGUCAGGAGUGUACACGGAGCUUGAGAACAUGUAUCCCGGGAAGAGCCAGAGUCACUCCUCACCCAGGGCUGCUGGCAUGGGCCACGCUGAGAACAAUACAUACACUCAGUGUUUCACACACAGUAACACAGGGAACCGUAAGUCAGGCCUCUCUCUUUCAUGGACUGACUCCCUUCCUGGCCCUCAGUUUGAGCCUUACCAGCAGACUAUUCCUUCUCCAGACAGUGUGGACUCUAAUCCUUAUGUUAGUUUAGACAGCCCCCCAGCAUCCCCCAUGCCUUCUGAUGAGCCCAGUCCUCUGCCCCAGCGCAGGAAGCUGUUUACCUUCUCACGGCCCCCUCGCAGCCGAGACACUGACAAGUUCCUGGAUGCUCUGAGCGAGCAGUUGGGCCACAGGGUCAAUAUCGUGGAUGACUUUAAGGGAGGGGAGAAUGACUAUGAGGAGAUGAGUUUCCAGGAUGAGCAGGAAGUGAACAUGCUGCCUCAUGAGUUAAGCAGUGCCAGCAGUGAAGAGCACAGCAGCAGCGAUGACUCCACCUCAGUCUCCAUCUCCUCAGAGUCUGACCACAUCCCCCCUCCCCCUCAGAGUCCUCCGCCCCCGCCACCGCCCAUCCAGUUCACUGACCCACCCUCGGCCCUUCCCCUCACCCCAGAGCACUUGCCUCAACCUCCCCUAGCCUUCCAGCACCACCCCAUCAUAGCUCCACCCCCACCUCCACCUCGGUCCUUCCUUAUUAAUCGCCCCUCGUUGCACAAGGUGCUGCCCAGCAGUGAGGAGCUCAGGUCCCGGUACACCCAUCCUCGACACUCCUCUCCCCAGCCCAGCGCUCAGUCUGUUCUUCAGCUGCACCAACCGAAGGCUCACCCCAUCCUUCAGUCAUCCCCACACACCUCCCCUCAACCCCCACACACUACCACACAGCACACUCAGCUGCGGCAUCCCACCCAGUCAGUCUACCAGAGCAGGCAGACCUCUGCUUCCAGAACCUCCCCUAACCUGACCAAACAAAAGAGCCUCCACUCCCAAUCUUCCCAACAAAGCUAUGAAGGCACGCUCUCAACCAAGGUUCCCCCACCACCACCACCUCCUUUACCCCCACCUUGUGAUCCUCCACCUUUGCCCAAAGCCAACUUGAAAGCCUCUGACAACAACCACAUGAGCGUUAAAAGACUGCGCUGGGAGCAGGUGGAGAACUCUGAAGGAACCAUCUGGGGACAGCUUGGAGAUGAUCCUGAUUAUCAUAAACUCAGUGACAUGGUCAAGUACCUGGAUCUGGAUUUGUACUUCGGCACACAGAGGAAUUCCAUCUCUCUUCCAGAGCCCACUUUCCUGCCCGAGAACUUUAAAAAGAAAGACGUGGUUGAGAUUCUCUCCCAUAAAAAGGCCUACAACGCUUCUAUCCUCAUAGCGCAUCUGAAGCUGUCCCCGAAGGAACUGCGAGAAAUCCUCAUGACCAUGAGCACCGAGCGUCUGGAACCCGCACACAUUAAACAACUGUUGCUUUACGCUCCCGACGACGAGGAGGUCAAACAGUUUCAGCAUUAUGACCAGGACCCUGCCAAGCUCAGCGAGCCCGACAAGUUUGUCCUACAGAUGCUACUAGUUCCUGAGUAUAAAACCAGAUUGAGGAGUCUUCUUUUUAAGACCACCGUCCAGGAGAAAACCGAAGAAAUGAGAGGCGCAUAUGAAUGCAUAUACAAAGCUUCAUUAGAGCUUAAAAACAGCAAGAGGUUGGCCAAGAUCCUGGAGUUUGUUUUAGCAAUGGGAAAUUAUCUGAAUAAUGGUCAACCCAAGACGAAUAAAACAACAGGAUUCAAAAUCAAUUUUCUUACUGAGCUUAACACAACAAAAACUGUUGAUGGAAAGUCGACUUUCCUCCAUAUUCUUGCCAAAUCAUUAUGCCAACACUUCCCAGAACUCCUCAACUUCGCCAGGGACCUCGGAACAGUGCCACUAGCUGCCAAAGUCAAUCAAAGGACAAUCACUGCUGAGCUCAGUGACCUUCACUCCACCAUCCAGGAUAUAAGAAGCGCCUGUGAGAAAAUCCCAGCUACUACAGAGGAUCGCUUCGCAUCGGUUAUGAGUAGCUUUCUGGAAAACUGUCAUCCAGCGGUGCAGUCCCUAGACUCCUUGCAGCAAAGAGCAAUGGAUGAGUUUCAUAAAGUGGCCUCCUAUUUCGGAGAAGACAGUAAAGCCACGACCACAGAAACCUUUUUUGGCAUCUUUGCGGAAUUUAUCUCCAAAUUUGAGAGAGCACUGAGUGAGACACAAGGAACAGAAAACCCCAGAAGCCCCCGGAUAGCCUCGCCGCUGGCUUGGUGAAACCAACAGCAUCUGCUGUUUCUUACCCAGAACGCCCAUGUGGCAAUAAAAACAGGGAACUUGAUAGCGUGAGAGGAAACAACCUUACUUUAAAUGUCUUAGAUGAAUUCAAAAUAUCUUUAGAAUAAAAAAAGAUAUAUAUUUUAUACUGAACUUCGGCGUGUUUAUCGAGAAAUUAUAUUAAUAUAGCCUAAUUAAUCAUUUUGUUUUGAGAUUUCCAGCUGCUAGAGAAUGUAACAGGAACAUGAACACUUCAGGUGGAGAGGACUGAUGGUAUUUUUGAUGGUAUAGUUUGGAAACCGAGGUGAAUGAAUGUUUUCAUGAUGAACUUACUCAUCCUCAUGCCAAAUGUGUUUUAACACCACACAAAAAAAGGUUUCAAAUGAGUUUUCAAUCCUUCACAGUAUUAGUGUUUUAUUGUUGUACUCCGUUGUGAUACGCCGAUACUAUAGCAGAACAAGAGUGCACCCUUCAUAAGUGAGGACAAAACUAUUUUCCAAAUUAAUGAUCAUUUGUAUUUUAUUGCAAUAUUAGUCGUAUAACUGAUCGGUGGUUUCACCCCGCAUGAGAAUCUGUGGUAGGUUUUACAUCAUGAAAUUGGUUUUCAACUAUGAAAAGAAAACGCAAAAGCUUCACAUUAUUCAACGGCAGAAGGGUGCACAUAUCAUCCGUGUUCUUUUAAAAUGAGUAUGUAGCUCGUCUGACUAGUUACUAUUGUUAAAGAUAACAAUAAUGCAUUUCUUCUUGACGUCUUCUGUUCUUGAACAAAUGCAUGAUCUUCCUUAUUGCCUGUUCUUGUUAUGUAUGUGUAUUUUUCUUAGUUCCUUGUCAGAACCUCCAUUCUUUCUCUAAAUUGUUCGGAGGAAAAAACCUACAAUUUGCAUUUGCAUGUAGCAGAGUUUUUCUUUUUACGUAAUGUAUUCCUGUUUUGAUUGUUUCUGUAUCGAUUUGUUAUAUUGAAUUUGAUUUACCAAAUGAGUUGUAAAUUAAUUUGUGUUCAAACUGUUGGCGUGACUAGCCUAGUGUUUUCCUGAGCAGUUCUAUAUCGGCUGCAAUAUCGACAGGCCACAUUUUGCUGCGUUUUAAUCAGAUGUCUAAAUUGUUUUGCCUGAAUAAAUACACUUCUGUGGAAUUCAACU